Messenger RNA from Corapipo altera (White-ruffed manakin), 5429 nucleotides. Its product is annotated as neural-cadherin-like. Gene Ontology annotation, biological process: homophilic cell-cell adhesion. Gene Ontology annotation, molecular function: calcium ion binding. The annotation marks the transcript as partial. Lineage: Eukaryota; Metazoa; Chordata; Aves; Passeriformes; Pipridae. The record is from RefSeq and is a predicted model, not a curated record. Gene Ontology annotation, cellular component: cell-cell junction; plasma membrane. The transcript has 20 exons.
AUGGGCCGGGUGCGGCCGGGCGGCUGCGGGCUGCUCCCGGUCCUGCUGCUGCUGCUGCUGCCGCUGCUCGGCGGGGCGGCGGGGCCGGGCUGCGGGGGCUCCCCUCGUCUGCUCCGCUUCUCCGGGCAGGUGCCCGAGAACAGCCCGGCGGGGACCCGGGUGCGGGGCUUGCGGGUGCCGCUGCGGAGGCUGCUGGGCCCCGGUGAGCCGGCCGGGGAGUGGGCGCUGGAAGGAGACGGCGCUUCGCUCUUCUCUGUCCAGCGGUGGCCGGGCAGCGGGCGGGGGCUGCUGCUGCUCCUCACGGCCGAGCGCCUGGACCGGGAGGCUCAGCCCGAGUACGGGCUCUGGCUGCGGCGGCGGGCGGGACGGUCCCCCCGAGAGGCGCUGCUGCGGGUCCGGGUCUUGGACCGCAACGACCACCGGCCGCGGCUGUCGCCGGCGCGGCCGCUGGAGGUGGACGAGCUGGCCCCACUGGGCACGGAGGUGGCCCGGCUCCGCGCCUCGGACGGUGAUGAAGGCGCCAACGCGCGCCUCACCUACCGCCCCUGGCCGCCGGGCGCCAGCAGCCGCCUGCUCUUCGUGGUGCCCCGCAGCGGGCAGGUGCUGACCGUGGGCUCGCUGCUGGGGCUGCGCCGGCUCCGCCUCUGCGUGGCCGCUCUCGAUCACGGGCGGCCGCGGCCGCUGCGCAGCCCCGCGCGGUGCCUGCGCUUGGCUCUGUCCUUUCUGAUGCUGGCCAUAGAUAAUGACUGGUACCUCUGCCAUGUGACACUCUUUGCCCCAGAAGAUGAACUCCUGUCCUGGGGCAUGUACCCAUACCCCUACCUGGCACGUGUGGAUCCAGAUGCACGAAAGGGCACUCUCAUCUACCAGCUUGUCGCACAUCACAGUAACAAUGAAAAUGCCAGUGCUGGGAUAACUUACACACUCAUUGCAGGCGGUGAAGAACGAUUCCAAGUGGAUAAGGGUACUGGCAUCAUCAUGACAACUGGCUUGCCAUUGGCGUGGAACAAGGAGUAUGUGGUUACUGUGGAAGCCACCGAUGAGUACGGCAACAAAAGCCCCUAUGCCUCCAUUUCUAUCCUGGCAGGCUCCCGACCUCCGCAGUUCACUAACAUGUCCUACAGUGUGUUUGUGCCUGAAAAUACUCCAGCAGGAGAAAAAGUAGCAGUUGUUGAGGCUGUUUCUUUCCAGAGCCAGCCUCUUUCGUACACUCUGCUGACAAAUCCCUCUGGGCUCUUCAGGGUGAGGCAAGAGAGCGGAGAGCUCAGCCUGACCCACCCUGUGGACUACGAAAGUGAACACCAUCUCUAUCAUCUCUUACUGAAAGCCAUGGAAGUUGAGAGCACUCUCAGCAGUGUGACUGAGGUCAUGGUCCAUAUCACCGAUGAAAAUGACUGUUCUCCUGAAUUCCAGCGCUCCAUUUACAGCAGAGACAAUGUUCCCGAAACCAUUCCUGUUGGCACAUCUCUACUGCAAGUACUUGCAACAGACUGCGACUCUGGCUCCAACUCUGAGAUCACUUACUUCAUCCAGAGCACUGAUUUUUCCAUCACGCAUCACGGGGUCAUCAAUUCUAAUCAGAGGCUGAACUUUGAGCGAGCAAACCAUAUGUAUGAGUUUGUGGUGAUAGCUGUUGAUAAAGGACACCCUCCUCGGACAGGGACGGCGUCCGUGCGGAUUCGAAUGGCCAACGUGAAUGAUGAGGCUCCUGUCUUCUCCCAGCCUGUUUACAGAACCUUCCUUUCGGAAGAUGCGGGUCCCAGCACCUUAGUGGCUACUGUUCGGGCAGAGGACCCUGAUGGAGAUGGUCUGCUGUAUCUGAUUACAGGAGGCAAUGAGGAGGGCAACUUUGAACUGGAUAGCCAGAAAGGUAUCAUUAAGCUCCGCAGAAACCCACCACCCAAUCUGAAAGGGCCACAAUACACCCUGAACAUCACUGCAAUAGAUGACAACGCCUCAGGGGGACCCACCCCUCUCAGCAGUUUUGCUGAGGUUAUUGUAGGAGUUAACGACAUUAAUAACAACAAGCCUGUCUUCAGAGAGUGCGCUUACUACAGUGACAGCACCUGGGUUUUGGAGAAUCAGCCUCCAGGCACAUACGUGCUACAGGUAGAAGCCUAUGAUGCAGACCUUGGCGUCAAUGGAGAGGUGAAGUAUGGGCUAAUGCACCGAGACGGAGCUUCCCUAGGCUUCAGCAUUGACCCAGACACAGGAGUCAUCAGAACCAUGCAGAGUUUUGACCGGGAGAAGCAGAGGGAGUAUAUGCUGUCUGUUACUGCUACUGACCAGGCACAGGAGCCGCUGAUCGGCGUGUGUCAGAUCACCGUCCUCAUCGCUGACAUCAACGACAACGAUCCCAAGUUUGAGAACAGUCGCUAUCAAUACUUCCUUAGCGAAGACACUCCAGUGGGGAUGAGUUUCCUCCGUGUUGCAGCUCACGACAGUGACCAGGGUGUGAAUGCUGCUGUCACAUACUCGAUGUUAGAGCAUCAAGUGGAAUACUUCCAGAUCAACCCCAGCACAGGUUGGGUGUACGUGAACUGCCCACUACCCCAGACAACUCGCAUUAGGCGCUAUAUUGUAGCGACAGAUGGCGGGAACAGGAGCAGCACCGUGGAGCUGACGGUCACUGUCACUAAUGCACUCAGCCAGCCACCACGGUGGGAACAGAACAGAUACUGGGUAACCAUCCCUGAAAACACCAUUCGUGACACCAAGAUAUUGACCAUCAAAGCCACAUCCCCUCUUGGUGAUCCCAGGGUUACGUAUAAUCUGGAGGAGGGUCAAGUUCCAGAGACUAACAUGCCAGUUCGUUUCUAUCUGAAGCCAAACAGAGCUGAUGGAUCUGCUUCUCUCCUAGUCGCUGAACCACUUGACUUUGAGACAACUAAGUUUUUCACCCUGACAGUCCGGGCACAAAAUGUAGCAAUGACUCCUUUAGCUUCCUUUGCCACUGUUUGUGUGAACGUAACAGAUGUCAAUGAUAAUGUUCCAUUCUUCAUGUCUUCUAACUAUGAGGUGUCUGUGCCAGAAGGAGCUGAUGUUGGCACAUCAGUGGUUCAGGUGUUAGCCUCGGACUUGGAUUCUGGCCUACAUGGAGAGGUUCACUACUUAAUAUUGAAAGAUUCUAAUGAGGAUUACCAGUUCUUCACCAUUGAACCUGAGACAGGAAUUAUUUCCACCCGUGCAUCUUUUGACAGAGAGAAAAGAGCCUCUUACUUGAUUGAAGUUCAGUCUCAGGACUCUUCAGAAUCUGCUAGACCUGGUGUUCAUGGGCAGCCCAACACAGACACAGCCUACGUAAGGAUUUUUGUCAGUGAUGUGAAUGACAACGCUCCGGCAUUUCCUCGGUCAGCGUAUGAGGUCAGCGUAGAUGAGGACAAGGAUGUUGGAAGUCCUGUUGUGACAGCAAUAGCAGAUGAUGAAGAUGAGGGUGCAAAUGCCAAACUAAGGUAUCAGAUCACAUCAGGAAAUCUGAAAGGAGUUUUUGAUGUGGAGCCUGAGAUUGGAACUGUCUUCAUUGCUCAGCCUCUGGAUUAUGAACAAGAACAACAUUAUGAGCUCAGGCUUGUAGCUUCUGAUGGAAAAUGGGAAAAUCACACUCUUAUCGUCAUCAAUGUUGUCAAUAAGAAUGAUGAAGCACCAGUCUUCACUCAGAAUGAGUACCAGGGUGGUGUCUUGGAGGAGCUCACAGAUCUGCCUGUACUUGUCCUAAAGGUUUCCGCAACAGACCCUGACCAAGCAGCAGAUCAAAAUGCCAUUAACUAUUCCCUGCAUGGGCAGGGGGCCAGUAGUGAAUUCAGCAUCAAUGAGAACACAGGUGAGAUCAGCGCAAAUAAAAGGUUAGACCGUGAGAAGAGAUCAACGUGGCGCUUUCUUGUUCUUGCAACAGAUGAGAGUGGAGAAGGACUGACUGGCUUUGCAGAUGUGAUCAUAGAAGUGAGGGAUGUGAAUGACAACGCACCCCUUUUCCUCUGUGUGUUGGAUGGCUGUUUCACGGGCCACGUCCCUGAGGAUGCACCAGCUGACAGUCCUGUCAUGGAAAUGACAGCAGUGGACCUUGAUGACCCGAAGGCUGGUAUGAAUGCUGUGCUAACAUACAGUAUCAUUCAGAACGUCAAAAAUGAAAUUAAUCUGGACUUGUUCUCAAUUGACUCAGUCAGUGGCACGAUCUGUACUGUGCUUGGGUCCCUGGACCGGGAGAAGGAAGACAAGUACCUCAUAGUGGUUGAGGCCAGAGAUGGAGGAGGGCUCACUGGGACAGGCACUGCCACUAUAUUGGUGACUGAUGUAAAUGAUCAUGCUCCAGUCUUCCUGCAAAGGAUUUACACAGCCUUUGUAUCUGAGAAUGCGAGCAUUAACACUGAAGUGGCAGUGGUGUCUACUGUGGACAGAGACGAAGGAGAAAAUGCCAUGGUGACAUUCAGCAUCCUUGAUGGGGACAAUGACCACAAGUUUUCCAUUGAGACAGAUGAAGUCAACAACUGUGGGUUUAUCCGGCUGCGAAAACAGGUUGACUUUGAGAAGCCUCAUGAGAGGGUAUUCAAUUUGACUGUGAAAGCAGAGGACAUGAAUUUCUUCAGCAUUGCUUACUGCGUGAUCUAUGUGGAGGAUUCAAAUGAUCAUGCUCCUGUCUUCUACCCUCAGUUCUAUGAAGUGGUUGCCCUGGGGGAAGACGUGCCGGUUGGCACCAAAGUUGUGCAGGUUUCUGCUGUUGACUUGGAUUCUGGCCUGAACGGAAGGUUUUCUUUCCACCUGCUACAUAAGUCUGACCCAGGUGGCCAAUUCUCUUUGGCUAAUGAUGGGUGGCUGAUGGUUGCAGGGCUGCUGGAUCACGAGACAGUGACACAGUACCAACUCAUUGUCAUUGCCACUGAUAUGGGGCAGCCCCCUCUGACUGGCAGUGCCACUGUUUUAGUGACUCUGCAGGAUGUAAAUGACAAUGGGCCAGAGUUUGAGGCUCAUUAUAACCCAGUGGUCUGGGAAAACACAGCUUCUCCACAGGUUGUCCAAAUGAACGAGACCUCCACGCUGCUGUAUGCAAAGGACCGAGACACUCCUGCGAAUGGAGCACCUUUCUCCUUUCGCCUUCUCGGCGAUUUUGAUAGUCUGACUAACUUCAACUUGCAGGACUUCCACAAUGGAAGUGCACUGCUCACUGCACUGCAUACCUUUGACAGAGAAGUGGACAAGGCAUUUUACCUGCCCAUCCUGAUCACAGACAGCGGGAUCCCACCGAUGAGCUCCACCAACACACUGACUGUGAAUAUUGGGGACCAAAAUGACCACCCACACUCUGCUGGCCACAUGGAAUGUCUCAUUUACAGCUAUGAUGGUAUUCUCCCCACGACUGUACUGGGCCAGGUCCGUGCCCCUGAUGCUGAUGACUGGGAUCACAAAAUCUACCAAUUUGAAGGGAAAACAUCAAG